Molecule: messenger RNA, 1436 nt
Organism: Phaedon cochleariae (mustard beetle)
Lineage: Eukaryota; Metazoa; Arthropoda; Insecta; Coleoptera; Chrysomelidae
Source: the annotation of a GenBank genome assembly
CUCAAACUCAAAACAUCCAUGACAAGUUCGGUUUCAGUCCUCAGUUCAGCGUGUUCACUUGUUCAGUCACGAUCAGUCAUCGGUGCACGAUGCGGACAUAGGGAAUCAUCUGUUUCUCUGAAGUUGUCUUAUCGUGUUGCUACUUGCUUUGCUAGUCAAUUCCAAGAGUUUGAACUGACGGAGUGUUUAGUUUCGUAACGAAUUUUUCUAUCGGAAAAAAGGAACUGUGCCAUACCUACCUACAUGCUUAAAUUAAACUGUUAGUGCUGUGAUAUUAUAUUCGAUAUUGUUUUUUAUUUUAUGGGAUUAUGACGAAUGGGCAUACUAUACAAAAUUUUCAAGUAAAAGAUAUCAAGAUGGCUCUACCAACACCUGAGGACAUGGGUUUUUGCUCUAGUGUCGACUACUUGGAGAACGAAAUCCACUCUCCAACCGACACCUCCGAAGACAGCGUCGAAGUCAAAGUAUCCGCAAUAUCUAUAGCCAACAAAAGGAAGCUAGACUACCGGAACGCUCCAGAGAAGUUCACCGGACCACUGAAAAAAAGAAUGUGUUUGAAAGUGAAAGCUGAAAGCAACGACAGUCACCCUUUCAGGCCAUGGAGUCCGACGCCAGACAGAACUGUCGAUGGCAUCAAAGUCAAAAGUGAAGACUCCCGUUCAUUGCCGUCGCCCCAGAGCAUCUGCCAGUCCAAAACGGAACCUCAGUUCAUGCCGUAUUUUCGGCCCCCUUCGCCUAUCAUGUUCUACCAACAGAAUGAACCUGUGUCGCUGGUGAAGAAACGAGAUGUCGACGAUAGCAUCAAAGCUGAAAGUGAUAGCAGCAGCCAAGACUUGCGCGUACCAGCUCACCCUCAGGUCCAGAGCCUCUCUACGGUCGAGACUGAGCGACUGAUCCUGAAAACCAGCGAGAUGUUUCCAGCUCUGCAGACUCCCUCCACCAGUGGCAGCCAGAGAGCCAUCGAAAAUCAGAAACGAGAGCAGCGAAACUACAAAAAUAUGACCAGGGAAAGGCGGAUAGAGGCCAACGCGAGAGAAAGAACUAGAGUUCACACGAUAAGCGCUGCUUUCGAUACGCUUAGAAAAUCGGUUCCUUCGUAUUCGCACAAUCAGAAGCUGUCGAAACUGUCAGUUUUGAGGAUAGCUUGUUCUUACAUAAUGACGUUGUCUUCCAUUGUCAAUGACGAGCCCAGCGAUCAGCCUUCCACUUCGGAAUGCGUGGAAAUGGUCACGAGGACCAUCCAACGCGAGGGGAAGUUGAGGAAAAAGAAGGACGAUAAUGACUGAGAAUAUUGAGCAUUAGGUCAAAUCGCGUUCCUGUUUUCUCAGUGUAUUCCACUUUUUCUCUGAAAGCUGCCAAAUAUGUUUGUACUUACUGUAUAUAUAGUUUCUGAAAGAUUAUUUAUUUGACUAUUUAAUAAAAGAGUUUAUUAUUUG